AUGAGGCUUUGGCCCUGGAUGACUCGGUUUGCGGGGGGGAUCCUGCGCGGCAAAGUCACCGAGAUAUUUGGCCCACCGGGCGCGGGCAAGACUUCUCUCGCACUAAAUGUGGCAUCCCACGCCCUCCGCGAUGGCGGCAAAGUCGUCUGGAUCGACACGGGCCCACCCCUACCCACCCCCCGUCUAACGUCACUCCCAGAAGCACAUCUACAAAAGAUAAUCUACUUCCGAGCCCCAACACUCCCCCACCUCCUCGCCCUACUAAUGCGACCCCCAACCAACUUCCCACCAGAAGGAACAACCCUCAUCGUGAUAGACUCCGUCUCCUCACAUUUCCCUGCUUACUUCCCCAACGCAGCUGAUCUAAAAGAACAACUCUCAACGGGGAAAUUAUCCGAUAAAGCACAGCUGCAGUGGCUGCUUAACCGGAAAUGGAACGUGUCUGGUGAUCUUGCGACGCAUUUAUCCCGCCUCGCCACGUCAAGGAAUAGCACCAAUGCCAAUUUCAAUGCCAAUGGCAUUGCUAUCCUCGCGAUUAAUCAGGCACAUACGAAAAUUAAAAAUCAGCCUCGUGCAACUCUUCACCCCAUUCUUUCGGGCGGUGCGUGGGAAGCGACCAUUCAUACGAGAUUGGUGGUUUAUCGCGAUUUACCGGACGCCAGGUUCGUGGAGAUUACCAAGAAGGCUGGGAGGACUUUGGCGGUUCGGGUGCCGGAGAUGAUUGUUUCGUUUUGGGUUGGUGUGGGUGGACUGGAUGAGAUAAGUCCUGAAGAGGAGGUUUUGCGGCAAUCGCAAUCGCCUAUUCUUCCUCGGGUCGAGAUUGAUACGCCGAGUCGGAAACGGAAGGCUGAGGAUGAGGUUGCUGAUAGUCAGGAUGAGGAUUCUGAGGCGGAGUUUCAGUGGGAUGAGUUGUUGGAUGAGGGCGAGGGUGAAGCUGGGCAUAAGGACCAGGACAAGGACCAGGACCAGGUGCAAGAGAAUGAAGAUACGGCCUCCCAAGCAUGA
Molecule: messenger RNA, 1005 nt
Organism: Penicillium waksmanii
Lineage: Eukaryota; Fungi; Ascomycota; Eurotiomycetes; Eurotiales; Aspergillaceae
Exons: 4
Coding region: 1-1005 (334 amino acids)
Biological process (GO): meiotic DNA recombinase assembly; DNA repair; reciprocal meiotic recombination
Cellular component (GO): Rad51C-XRCC3 complex; Rad51B-Rad51C-Rad51D-XRCC2 complex; replication fork
Molecular function (GO): four-way junction DNA binding; ATP-dependent DNA damage sensor activity; ATP hydrolysis activity
Source: RefSeq, a predicted model, not a curated record